AUGCGGUUUGGAGCUAACAAAAAGUUCGCGGCAGAAUCUACACCGACAAAUAAAGCACUAGACCAAAUUGGGAAGCAGCAUCGAGAAUCUUUUGUCGGACAAAAAAUUCAAGCCUCAAAACCAACAACUUCAUCAGUCAACGACCUACGGUUGUCUCCAGCGCUCUUGUUUGAACUCUUGAAUUGCUGUGCUCAUUCGGUUCCAUCAGAGAGUCCCUUCACGCACACACACUCUCCCAGCGUUCUCCAGUCCCGUAUCUCAUACUAUUCUGGCCUCUUUCACCUCGUCCGAUUCAACAUGAUUAUCCCUGUUCGCUGCUUCUCGUGUGGAAAGGUUGUUGGAGAUCUCUGGGAACGAUACCUAAAGCUUCUUGAUGAGGGCGUGCCUGACGGGGAUGCAAUGGAUCAGCUUGGGUGUAAACGAUACUGCUGUCGACGAAUGCUCAUGACACAUGUUGACUUGAUUGAAAAGCUUCUUCGAUAUAACCCUGCGGAGAGAGAUCGAGCGAAAACCCAACUGUAG
This is a messenger RNA of Paracoccidioides brasiliensis Pb18, 522 nucleotides long. RefSeq names its product DNA-directed RNA polymerase I, II, and III subunit RPABC5. Gene Ontology annotation, cellular component: RNA polymerase II, core complex; RNA polymerase III complex; RNA polymerase I complex. The record is from RefSeq and is a predicted model, not a curated record. Gene Ontology annotation, biological process: transcription by RNA polymerase II; tRNA transcription by RNA polymerase III; transcription by RNA polymerase I. Gene Ontology annotation, molecular function: DNA-directed RNA polymerase activity; zinc ion binding; DNA binding. The transcript is spliced from 4 exons. The coding region runs from base 1 to 522 and encodes 173 amino acids.